CGACGUGCCGGCCGCGUGUGAUGUCCCGGGCGGCGAUUGGCCGCUCGCCUGCCGGGGGCUCCUUUCACCGGGACUCGGGACUCCCGGGAAGUGGGCCGGCAGAGGAGGGGGGCAAGCUAGCUCUCUGUGCGGACCUAGUAGAAGACCCCCCCCCGCCCCCGGUGUGAGGCCGCCUCACCUGGCCAGCAGGGCUGGCCAGCCUACGCGGCGGCGGAGGAGGCCGUGAGGAGUACGCGGGACGGGGGCCGGCGCGGAGGGACCAUGGCCCCGCAGAACCUGGGCACCUUCUGCCUGUUGCUGUUGUACCUCAUCGGGGCCGUGAUCGCCGGGCGAGAUUUCUAUAAGAUCUUGGGAGUUCCGCGCAGUGCCUCUAUAAAGGACAUUAAAAAGGCCUACAGGAAACUAGCCCUGCAGCUCCAUCCUGACAGGAAUCCUGAUGACCCCCAAGCCCAGGAGAAAUUCCAGGAUCUGGGUGCUGCUUAUGAGGUGCUGUCAGAUAAUGAGAAACGGAAACAGUAUGAUACUUACGGUGAGGAAGGAUUAAAAGACGGUCAUCAGAGCUCCCAUGGAGACAUUUUUUCACACUUCUUUGGAGAUUUUGGUUUCAUGUUUGGAGGAACCCCUCGUCAGCAAGACAGAAACAUUCCAAGAGGAAGUGAUAUUAUUGUAGAUCUAGAAGUCACUUUGGAAGAAGUGUAUGCAGGAAACUUUGUGGAAGUAAGUUCAAACAAUAUAACUGCUACUAUCGACUUUCAGAACUUCUGUCGGCAAGAGAUGCGGACCACACAGCUGGGCCCUGGGCGCUUCCAGAUGACGCAGGAAGUGGUCUGCGACGAGUGCCCUAACGUCAAACUAGUGAAUGAAGAACGAACACUGGAGGUAGAAAUAGAACCCGGCGUGAGAGAUGGCAUGGAGUACCCCUUCAUCGGAGAAGGUGAACCUCACGUGGAUGGGGAGCCUGGAGACUUACGGUUCCGAAUCAAAGUUGUCAAGCACCGAAUAUUUGAAAGAAGAGGAGAUGAUCUGUACACAAAUGUGACAAUCUCACUAGUUGAGGCUCUGGUAGGUAUCAAACAGCUUCUGAAACAAGGAUCAGUGCAGAAGGUAUACAAUGGACUGCAAGGAUAUUAAGAGUGAAUAAAAUUGGACUUUGUUGAAAAUAAGUGAAUCGGCGAUAUUUAUUAUCUGCAGGGUUUUUGUGUGUGGUUUUGUUUUUAUUUUCAUAUGCAAGUUUUAAUUUUUUUCCUGAUGGUCAUCAUGAUGUGAAUAAGAGGGCUUAAGAAUUUUUCCAUUUGCAUUCAGACAAGAAUGACCAGGAAAAUGGUUCACUAAUACCUCUCCCUUUGGGGAUAUAUUGUCUGGUGCUGCCACCUGAAUUUCAAGAAUUAAAGCUGCAAGAGGACUGUUAAGAACAAAAGAAACAAGGCGAAGGGUUGGAGCUAACUGUUAGUUACUCCAUUCAAAAUGCCAACUGGAGAAGUCUGUUUUUAAAUACAUCUUGUUAUUUUUUCCUGACUCCUGUUUCUUUUCUCCUGUGAGCUAUUCGGGUUGUCCUCUCUCCCCACCAUGCAAGAUGGACAUACAAGCAUGCAAAAGAAUGCUGAGAUGCAGUCCUUGCUCCACGAAACACACAUGGCAUCUUCUAGCAGAGAGCUUGAAGAAAACCAGUAGAUUAGAGAACGGGCUACAAAAAUCAAGAUUAUACAAAGAUCUAACUGUCCUUGAGAAAAAGUAUAUUUUCUCUCAUUUGGGAACAAUAAAAUCUGAUAUGGAUACUUUA
Molecule: messenger RNA, 1780 nt
Organism: Chinchilla lanigera (long-tailed chinchilla)
Lineage: Eukaryota; Metazoa; Chordata; Mammalia; Rodentia; Chinchillidae
Gene: Dnajb11
Product: DnaJ (Hsp40) homolog, subfamily B, member 11
Biological process (GO): protein folding; protein maturation
Cellular component (GO): endoplasmic reticulum
Molecular function (GO): misfolded protein binding
Source: RefSeq, a predicted model, not a curated record